UUGCUCUCUGCUCCUUCGUCUUCCCCUUGCCUUCUUGCCAAACAACUCUUGUCCAUAUACUUCCCUGCAUCUUUCCAUUGUGCAUGCCCCAUUGUUCAAAUACUUGAAAUUCUCAUAUAUCAUUCUAAUUUGGAUUAGCAACUUCUCUUUCUGAACCACUUGCUUAUUGCAGCCUUGCAAUUACUUUGCACGUGACUCAUGCUUGAAAGGGGACGAUUGUCCAUUUGAUCAUGAACUCUCCAAGUACCCUUGUGACAAUUACAUGUCAAAAGGCUCUUGCAUUAGAGGUGGUGAGUGCUUGUUUUCAUACAAGAUGCUACCCAAGGACGGUACCUCUACAUCAUUGAAUGCUGACAAACCAGAGAUGGAGUCAUCAGCUCUGCUAAAUAGUAGAGAUUCGAGGAAGGAAGUGAAUAUUGAUGGUCGCUCCUGUUGUACUGUCAACAACUUGUCUAAAGACACAGCUGUAAGGGUGCCAUUCUCCACAGGAACAAUCCCUCACAGAAAACCAGAGCAGACUGUGGUCGGGAAGAGAUUGAAUGCACUCGGUCAGGCACCCAAAGGAAUUAGGUUUCUAUUAAAUAAAAACACACCAUUAGAUGAUUCUAAUAGGGAGCAACAAGGUGACUUGCCUUCCAAUGGGGGUAAUAGCACGGCAAUGUGCAAUCAAAAGAGCAAAAGUGCACCAGACAAACAUCAAAAUUUGAAUGAGAUGCAGCAGAGGGUGCCACCUGCAGUACCACCCAAAGGAAUUAGCUUUCUCUCUAUUGGAAAGUUGCCACUAAGUGAUCCCAGUAAGAAACAAGGAGAUCGUUUUCCUCCCAAACAAGAUGCAGUUGAAAUAUGCAAUUGGAAGAACCAAAGUGUAUCACACAAGCUUCAAAAUCCAAAUGAAACUGCAUUGAGGAUGUCAAAACCCCCAGUUUCUAGUGGUCAUUCAAGGACUCCAUUAGCAGAUGGGAAUGGUAAAUCCAUCCAAAGCUCAGCUCAAAAGGCACUGUCCUCCACACUGGCAUUUGCAGAAAAGUACGAGUCUAAAAUGGGGUUGGGACAUUCUAUCUAUCCCCCUGCUUUUUGUGCUGAGGUGAGUAAAGCAUCAAGGGAUAACAGUAACUUCAGCAUUGGGAAUUCCCAGAAUGAACAAAUGAAAGCUUCUACGAUUUUGGAAGAAUACUUAUUUGGUGUGGAUGAUAAUGGUAACCAGUAAGGUGAAGAGGACAAUGGAGAAGCUCACAUAGCUGAUCUG
Telopea speciosissima is the source of this 1246-nucleotide messenger RNA. RefSeq lists its product as uncharacterized. Gene Ontology annotation, molecular function: RNA binding. Gene Ontology annotation, biological process: negative regulation of DNA-templated transcription. The coding region runs from base 263 to 1207 and encodes 314 amino acids. Gene Ontology annotation, cellular component: nucleus. Lineage: Eukaryota; Viridiplantae; Streptophyta; Magnoliopsida; Proteales; Proteaceae. The transcript is spliced from 4 exons. The record is from RefSeq and is a predicted model, not a curated record.